Molecule: messenger RNA, 803 nt
Organism: Rhagoletis pomonella (apple maggot)
Lineage: Eukaryota; Metazoa; Arthropoda; Insecta; Diptera; Tephritidae
Product: opsin Rh3-like
Exons: 3
Coding region: 137-760 (207 amino acids)
Biological process (GO): visual perception; G protein-coupled receptor signaling pathway
Cellular component (GO): membrane
Molecular function (GO): G protein-coupled receptor activity
Source: RefSeq, a predicted model, not a curated record
CGUUGACCGGUGAAAGUGUACACAGCAAACCGAAAGAACAAGUGUUUCCAAAAAACUGGAAUUCAUUACAACACAGCGUUGUUUUGGAUAGCUUUGGUUUGGCAGUGCAUGAAAAGGACGAAGUAUAUUGACCACUAUGGAUAUGGAUAUGGAAUAUUCGUAUAGCUUACCGAAUCCGUUUGGAAAUGUGUCAACAGUGUCGACACUGCGCGCAGAGGCAAGAAUGUCAGAUGUGCGGCUAAUCGGUUGGAAUGUGCCGCCAGAAGAGUUGCGUCAUAUACCCGAUCAUUGGUUGAAGUAUCCGGAACCACCUGCUUCCCUACACUAUCUGCUGGGCACGUUGUAUCUCUUCUUUACAACCGUAUCGAUGGUCGGUAACGGUGUGGUCAUCUGGGUGUUCACGGCUGCCAAAUCUUUGCGUACCCCAUCUAACAUACUGGUUAUCAAUUUGGCCAUCUGUGACUUCUUCAUGAUGCUGAAGACACCCGUCUUCAUCUAUAACAGCUUUCAUAGGGGAUUCGCUUUGGGUAACUUCGGUUGCCAGGUGUAUGGCAUACUCGGCGCUUACACCGGCAUUGGCGCAUCUACCACGAAUGCUUUCAUUGCAUACGAUCGCUACAACGUCAUCACCAAACCAAUGGAAGGCAAAAUGACGCAUGGCAAGGCGAUUACGAUGAUUAUGUUUGUGUAUCUCUAUGCCACACCGUUUGUAGUUGGAUGUGUGACGGAGACUUGGGGCAGAUUUGUGCCAGGUAGGUGAAAUGGCUUAUUUUCUUGUUGUUACAUGUGUUACAGUUAGGGAU